Molecule: messenger RNA, 2722 nt
Organism: Zingiber officinale
Lineage: Eukaryota; Viridiplantae; Streptophyta; Magnoliopsida; Zingiberales; Zingiberaceae
Product: P-loop NTPase domain-containing protein LPA1 homolog 1-like
Exons: 7
Coding region: 306-2492 (728 amino acids)
Source: RefSeq, a predicted model, not a curated record
CCUCCUCAACCAAAUCCCGAGAAAGCGGAGGCCGCGCGGAACGCGGCGUGGAAUGGGUCGCGCGGUGACAGAGGCGACCGAGAUGCGCGUUCCCCCAGCGAUCGAUUCGUGGAGGCAGUGACAGAGCGCGACGACAAGGUCAUGCCGCCCGUUGGGGCCAAGCAUUGUAGGUGUAGCCCAUGGCGGACGCUCCCUACCCCUUCCUCGAGCUGGCCCCAACCCUAGUCCGUCGCAUUGCCCUUCCCCCUUCCUUCUUUAUCGUUGUAGAUUCGUUUUGAUUUGCAUCGGUUCUUUUGUUCGCGGGCAUGGCGGAGGUCCCCAAGUUGCUCUACAUUGUCGUGGUCGACGAUGUCGGAGAAGAGAAGGAAGGGGGCGAUGGCGAGAGGCAAAGGCGGAGCUUGUCCUUCCGGUACACGCGGUCGGUGCUGCAGAGCACGCUGCAGCUCAUGGGUUGCAAGGCUCGUCAUUCUUUCAAGAUUAGCAGAAGGGUGUUUGAAGUGAUGAAAGCUGAGUACUCGAGCUGCAGUUUGCCUCCUGAUGAUCCAAGUCCAGAUGUCUCGAAUGUCUCAUCCCCAGAAGAAAACAAGCGUAACACAAAUGCCUCCCUUGAUGAGGCAGAGAAGACUAACCAUUUGACGCAAGACAAAGUUGAUUUGAGUAGUCGAAUGCCGUUCGAGUUGUACAAAAGACUAACAACUGUGGUUGUACCACGGAAAUGCUUCUUACAAAUUGUUUGUGAUGCGCUUGCCAUGUACAAAUAUGUUGCUCCCAAUCAAAUGUCUGACUUGCGCCUUGCUUGCAGGAUUCGAGAAAAGAAAGAAUCUGUGACAGUUCUUUUGUGUGGCGCUAGUGGUUGUGGCAAGUCUACCUUGUCUUCCUUGCUGGGAGGGAGACUGGGCUUGACAACAGUUAUUUCUACUGACUCAAUUCGUCAUAUGAUGAGGGGCUUCACAGAUAAAAAACAGAAUGCACUCCUUUGGGCUUCAACAUAUGAUGCUGGUGAAUGCCUAGAUUCAGUAGCAGUUGCAGAAGCAAAAGCUAAACGCAAAGCAAAGAAACUUGCCGUUUCGCGAACACAGUCCAAGGAAGAAGCAACUAAUGGAGUUCUUCAUGAGAAACAUGAUGGCCGAUUCCACGAUCCCGUUAUCGGUACUGAUUUAAUCAGCAAAAAGCAAAUGGCUAUUGAAGGCUAUAAAGCACAAAGUGAGAUGGUCAUUGACAGCCUUGACCGUUUAAUCACUGCAUGGGAAGAGCGCAAGCAAUCUGUCGUUGUUGAGGGUGUCCACUUGAGUCUCAACUUUGUGAUGGGGCUCAUGAAGAAGCACCCUUCAAUAGUACCAUUCAUGAUUUACAUAGUAAACGAAGACAAACAUAUGGAAAGAUUUGCUGUCCGGGCUAAAUACAUGACCCUGGAUCCAACAAAAAACAAGUAUAUAAAGUACAUCCAAAACAUUAGAGCAAUUCAAGAUUAUCUCUCGAAAAGAGCUGAUAAACAUUUGGUUCCAAAGGUAAAUAAUACAAAUGUAGAUCGGAGUGUUGCAGCCAUUCAUGCCACUGUCUUUGACUGCCUUCGCCGGCGAGAGGCAGGGGAGCACCUCUAUGACCCUACUAAAAAUACAGUGGCUCUAAUACAUGAAGUAUACAGAAAGCAGUGUGUUGCUAAUUCUCUUACUUCCAAAGGAAUGUUUCAGUUGAUCCAGAGGAAGGGCUCCUCAAGGAAUCUAAUGGCACUUCUUAAUACUGAUGGAUCCGUCGCCAAAGCUUGGCCUGUUGGGUCAGUUGAUCCUAGUGGCGUCUCAUCCUUCGAAAAUGGAACUGUAAGCCCCAUGUAUGGCCCUUUGCUGAUCGGGAAAGCUGAGCCAGUGAACCUUCAGUUUGGAAAUUUCGGCUUCAGUGCAUGGCACAAAGAUGGAUGUGGUACAAGUCAAGCAGGAAGUAUCCAUGACUCCAAGGAUGAUGGCACCGAUAGUCGAUAUUUCUCUUCUUGUUGCAGCUCUCCAAAGGCAUUAGAUGGGCAUGCUAAAGAGCUUCAGGAGGACUUUUUUGUUGCUGGAAGUGAAGAAGAAGAAGAGGAAGAAGAAGCUGACUACCCUGCUGAAGGGUUCAGCGAUGAGGAUCUCAGUGACAGAGACCACAGUGAGAUGGUAGAUGAGUUUCAAGGCUCUGUCGACGAGAAUUCUAGGUCGGAUGAUGAGUACGAUGACUUGGCCAUGGAAGACGGCAUGGACAAUAGUUAUUUGCCUGAUAAUGAAGUCGAUGAGCCAACAAGCGACAAGGUGGCGCCCGACAUAAUGGUGGCAGCGGACAAGUACCAGUGGAAUCUUGAGCACUUCCUGGGCGAGCAACUCGCCGGGCCAUCUUAUUCUUACAGCCUGCUACCGGAGGGAACUGAGGGCGGCGGCGCCAAUGGCAUUAAAGCGAGGAGACGGUCCUUGAGUGACCCCUUCCAACUACCAAACAGGGCACAAGGCAUCCCGCUGAAAAUUUUGUAGACGCCAAGUGAUCUUGUUUUUCUGUAUCUUCGUAUAACCCAAGAUUUAAGGAACGUCCCAUGUUAAAACUGGAAGUAGGAUUAUGGAACUUAAUAGAAUUACACUGCCAAUGCAAGGUCCUCUGUUAUGUUUUAACUGUCUCAAGAAUUUCUUGGCACAAUACAAACAAUAUUUCAUAUUUUGAAUAACAUUUAGAUAUGUAAUUGUGUUAAUGACUUAUUAUAUUUAAA